Molecule: messenger RNA, 882 nt
Organism: Micromonas commoda
Lineage: Eukaryota; Viridiplantae; Chlorophyta; Mamiellophyceae; Mamiellales; Mamiellaceae
Product: histone deacetylase
Exons: 1
Coding region: 1-882 (293 amino acids)
Molecular function (GO): histone deacetylase activity
Source: RefSeq, a predicted model, not a curated record
AUGCCCGAGGGUCACAGGUUCCCCAUGCCCGUGUUCCGGGAGAUAUAUCGCAGGCUGCUAAGAGAGGGUGUCGCGGUGCCGGGCAAGAACCUGUUCCAACCCGCUCGGAUGCCCAGCCUGGAGGAGCUCACCGCGGUGCACGACGAGGAAUACGUCAACAAGUUCAUGAUCGGCGCCAUGUCCGACGAGGAGUUGAGGCGGAUGGGCCUGCCGUGGACCGAGGACCUGGUGGAGCGGACCCUGUCCGAGGUGAGCGGCACCAUGCUCUGUGCGGACCUGGCUCUCACCUGUGGGCUGGCGGUGAACACGGCGGGUGGGACCCACCACGCGCACAGGUCGCACGCGUCCGGGUACUGCAUAUUUAACGAUCUCGCCGUCACCGCUAAGAGGGUCAUCGCGCGGGGUGCGGUGGAGCGCGUGCUGAUCGUGGAUUUAGACGUCCACCAAGGUGACGGAACCGCGUCAACCACGGCUGCCGACCCGGGGAUAUACACGCUCUCGGUGCACUGUGAGGAUAACUUCCCGGCUAAGAAGUCGACGAGUUCUAGGGACGUGGCGCUGCCCACAGGCACGGGGGACGAUGCGUACAUCAAGACGACCGAGGCUGCUUUAAGGGAAUCCAUCGAAGAACACGGUCCCCAGCUGGUGCUGUACGACGCAGGCGUGGACGUGCACGGUGCCGACGACCUCGGGGGUUUCAACCUGACGGACGAGGGUCUGAUUCGGCGGGAGGCGCUGGUGCUGGACACGUGCGUGGGACGGGGUAUACCCGUCGCGGCGGUGGUGGGCGGGGGAUACGACAAGGACUUAGAGGCGCUGGCGAGGAGGCACUGCAUCCUGCACCACGUGGCUCGAGAAAUAUUCGAGUCCAACAAGUUGUGA